This is a messenger RNA of Lates calcarifer (barramundi perch), 1064 nucleotides long. RefSeq names its product odorant receptor 131-2-like. The transcript has a single exon. Gene Ontology annotation, cellular component: membrane. Gene Ontology annotation, biological process: G protein-coupled receptor signaling pathway. Gene Ontology annotation, molecular function: G protein-coupled receptor activity. Bases 72 to 1064 code for a protein of 330 amino acids. The record is from RefSeq and is a predicted model, not a curated record. Lineage: Eukaryota; Metazoa; Chordata; Actinopteri; Centropomidae.
AUUAAUUGCACUGUUCUGCUGCAAUUACACUGACAGGUUAACUUUUUUAGUUUAUUCAAUGCUUCUCUAAAAUGUUUUUUGCAAAUCAGUCUCAGACCAACGUCACAGUUGGACUGCAGUAUCAGGGGCUGCUGGGAUUAGUGUUGUUUUCUAUUCUGACUACAGUUCCAUGCUGUGUGUUUCUCUUCAUUAAUGUGAUCAUGCUUUUCACCCUGAGGAGUAAACCAGUGUUUCGUGAAACCUCCCGUUACGUUCUCCUGUACAACCUGCUUUUUGCAGACACUGUACAAUUGGCACAGAGUCAGUUAUUGUACCUACUGGCUGUUUGUAGAAUAAUGUUGACAUAUCCUGUGUGUGGUGUUCUCACCAUGCUCGCCAGUCUCACAACUGCAAUCUCUCCUCUCACACUGGUGGUGAUGUCUCUGGAGAGAUAUGUAGCUGUGUGCUACCCACUGAGGCACGCUACCAUCAUCACCAUCAGAAACACAGAGGUGGCUAUCAUUGUGGUUUGGGCCUUCAGUUCACUAAAUGUCCUCACUCGAGUUCUGUUACUGUUAGUUUUUCCAUUGAAACACUUGCAGAGUCUGCAGAUGAAAGACUUCUGUAGCAAAGAAAGCAUGUUGCCUGAUCCAGUGUCUGAUCUUUAUGAAAAAGCCUUCACUUAUUUUCUGUUUGUUUCAGCUGGUGUGGCAGUCAUUUGCUCCUAUAUUGGUGUGAUGUUAGCAGCCAGGUCAGCCUCUACAGACAAAGCUUCAGCUCGUAAGGCUCGUAACACACUGCUGCUGCAUCUGGUGCAGCUGGGCCUCAGUCUCUCCUCAACUAUACACAACCAACUGCUCCUAGCUAUCUCAAAGGUCCUCGAAAGGAUAAUAACUGUGCGUAUACAAAUUGUCCUUUAUAUUUGUAUUAUCAUUCUCCCAAGAUGUUUAAGUUCUCUAAUCUAUGGUAUCAGAGACCAAACCAUCAGACCCGUCCUCAUGCACCAUCUCUGCUGUUGGUGGAGACAGUCUCCUUUUCUCUCAGUCAUUCCAGGUGAGACAAAAAUCAGCAUACUUAUAAGCUGA